Molecule: messenger RNA, 288 nt
Organism: Penicillium longicatenatum
Lineage: Eukaryota; Fungi; Ascomycota; Eurotiomycetes; Eurotiales; Aspergillaceae
Product: YqaE/Pmp3 family membrane protein
Exons: 3
Coding region: 1-288 (95 amino acids)
Cellular component (GO): membrane
Source: RefSeq, a predicted model, not a curated record
AUGGCAAGCGCCUGUUCAAUGCUCUGUGUGAUCAUUAUCACUAUUUUUAUCCCUCCCCUCGGUGUCUUCCUCACCGCAGGUUGUGGUGUUGACUUCUGGAUUAAUGUCCUCCUUACGAUUCUGGGAUACUUCCCUGGUCAUAUCCACGCCUUCUACCUAGAAUACGUCUAUUAUCAUCGUCGCAAGCAAGAUCCCAUGACCCGCGCGACUCAACGGCCGGCGCCCGGUGUCUAUUCGGAUCGCGUCCAAAAUGGUGGCCACUCGAACCGGAAUUAUGGCACGGUCUAA